AUGGCAAGGUUGAGGCUCGGCCGGCCUCCACGCUACAACAUCCCAUACCUCCGGUUCUCCAAGGCUUCUACCAGCUCAGGAUGGGGUUGCAGCCCGCCUGGCGUCACUCUCCACUGUGGCCCAACAAACAAACACCCAGUCCUGGCCAAAGCUGCUGAUGAGAUUGGCUCGACGCACAACGCUCUCAAUAGUGUGAUCCAAAUGCCUCCACUCCCUGGAACCCAUCAAGCCAGCGUGGAAAAUUUGCGCGCAGCAGUCGACCGCGAGACCGCCACCUUUCAAUUUUCCGUCGAUGUUGGAUACGCCCAUGAUCUAAGGCGAGAAUUUUUUGAAUGGCGUAAAAUUGAAACCAGCCAUGAGACAAGCAUCCUUCCUCCACAAUUCGAAUCCGGCUUCAGACUCGUUCGUAUGGGUAGCGGUGGCGUCUUCCGGCAACCAGAAGUGGUUGCAACAAUCGCGUUCCACGAUGGCAGGACCAUGACCCUGCCCUUCAUCCUACAGUUUUACUCAUCUCUCGGCGAUCGGUGGGCUAUCAUGGUGAUUGUCACCGCAUUGAAAAUCUGGGCACUCAACAUACAGGGGAAGGCAACGGCUUCGUAUAUUUCGGCACUGGGAGACGGCUGGGUGACUGGGACCAGUGGUUAG
Molecule: messenger RNA, 645 nt
Organism: Clonostachys rhizophaga
Lineage: Eukaryota; Fungi; Ascomycota; Sordariomycetes; Hypocreales; Bionectriaceae
Source: the annotation of a GenBank genome assembly